Messenger RNA from Arachis stenosperma, 639 nucleotides. RefSeq names its product pathogenesis-related protein 1-like. The transcript has a single exon. The coding region runs from base 17 to 529 and encodes 170 amino acids. The record is from RefSeq and is a predicted model, not a curated record. Lineage: Eukaryota; Viridiplantae; Streptophyta; Magnoliopsida; Fabales; Fabaceae.
AAAAAAAAGUUAGAGCAUGGAAAGAAUGUUGAAAACUUGGAUAGUGAUAAUAAAUUUUGUGAGUGUAGUUCCGUGGUUUUUAUUAGCUCAAAAUUUUUCAAAAGACUAUCUUAAAGCUCAUAAUAAUGCACGUGCAGAAGUUGGGGUUAAACCACUAAAAUGGGAUCCGAAGCUUGAAUCACACGCACGCAAGUACGUGAAGAAAUACAUUGCAGAUUGCAAAAAAGGGCUUUUUGACGUGGACUUUGCUGGUACAUAUGGGCAGAAUAAUGCAUAUAAUCCAGGAUCCCUUUCAGGAGUAGCUGCUGUUGAUGUGUGGGUGAAGCAGAAAACAAAUUAUGAUUAUAAAUCCAACUCUUGUGUUGAUGGUACCAUGAAUUGCAGUUGUUACGCUCAGGUUGUUUGGAGUGCAACUACUCGACUUGGCUGCGCUAGAGUCAAGUGCCGCAAUUAUGGAGGCACCCUUGUUACUUGUUUAUAUGAUCCUGAAGGCAGCACUUCAGAUGAACGCCCCUACGUAAUCCAUUAAUUACCAAAUUAAACUCAUUACAUCUUUCUCUAAACUUUAAUAUAAGUUUGCACAUUUUACAAUGAUUGUUGGCCUUGUAGUUUUUUUUAUGAUUAUUUUAGUUUAAAUUA